Messenger RNA from Medicago truncatula (barrel medic), 728 nucleotides. Its product is annotated as c-Myc-binding protein homolog. The transcript has 5 exons. Gene Ontology annotation, biological process: regulation of DNA-templated transcription. NCBI's taxonomy places the organism in Eukaryota, Viridiplantae, Streptophyta, Magnoliopsida, Fabales, Fabaceae. Bases 136 to 489 code for a protein of 117 amino acids. Gene Ontology annotation, molecular function: transcription coactivator activity. The record is from RefSeq and is a predicted model, not a curated record. Gene Ontology annotation, cellular component: nucleus.
UGCUUUGGCAGUGUACAACUCAACUCAACUCAACAGCCGUGGAGAUAGACAGAUCAUAGCAGACAGACAGUGAGUGAGUACUACUAAGCAAGCAAGGCAAAGCAAACAAGACAUAAUAAUAAUAAUAAUAAUAAUAUGAUGCGAUACAAAGAGGAAAAAGAAGCGAAGAAGGAAGCAUUUAGAAAAUAUCUUGAAUCAAGUGGAGCUGUUGACGCUCUCACCAAAGUUCUUGUUUCUUUAUAUGAACAAAACGACAAACCUUCUUCUGCUCUUGAGUUCAUUCAACAGAAAUUAAGUUGUCCUUCAAUCUCUGAAUAUGAAAAAUUGCAAGCUCAAUUUUCUGAUCUACAAAUCAGAUAUAAUGACCUCCUCGCAGCACACCACAGCACCUGCAAAGAGUUGGAAGAAAUGAAAAGCUCCCAUGCCUUAGCAAUGGUAUCUACUAAGGAAACAACUGAUCAUGAAUCACCAAAUAAAGAUGAUUCUUGAAGGUUGCAUUACAUUGAUGGAGUAUCUAACCUGGUUUUCAACUUUUCUGUUGCUUUUUUGUCAUUGAGUGGUUAUAUGUUAAUGUUGGUUUGUUCAUUGUUUCUUGUCUCUGCUCUGCUAUAACUUGUAAUCACCUUCCCCCAACCUCACCAAAUUUUUCUUUCUUUUGCUUGAAUUCUGAUUUAUAUUUGUAAAAUGGUAUUGAUUUCUCAUCAAGUUAUCAUUAUAUCUCAAAAAAA